Polistes dominula (European paper wasp) is the source of this 521-nucleotide messenger RNA. Its product is annotated as acyl-CoA Delta-9 desaturase-like. Lineage: Eukaryota; Metazoa; Arthropoda; Insecta; Hymenoptera; Vespidae. The record is from RefSeq and is a predicted model, not a curated record.
UAAUACUAACAAUACCGAUAACAUUCAUCGGUAUUACUGCAGGUGCUCAUAGAUUAUGGUCACAUAAAGCAUACAAAGCUAAAUGGCCGAUGAGACUAAUACUGAUGAUUUGCCAAACAAUGGCGUUUUAAAAUAGCAUUUAUGAUUGGGUAAGAGAUCACCGGGUCCAUCACAAGUUCACCUAUACUGAUGCCGAUCCUCAUAACGUGAAAAAAGGAUUUUUCUUCUCUCAUAUUGGUUGUCUUAUGCUAAAAAAGCAUCCUGAUGUUAAAAUAAAAGGUGCUACUAUAGAUAUGAGCGAUCUCAAGAAAGAUUCGUUGGUCGUAUGGCGACACAGACAUUAUAGAAUUCCUAUGCCACUGAUUUGUUUCAUCAUUCCUACGUUAAUACCUAUAUAUUUGUGGGGAAAGGGUUUGAGGACGCGAUAUGCCACUGUUACCAGGUACGUCCUAUCCUUAAACAUUACCUGACUAGUAAAUUCUGUCGCACAUAUUUGGAGCGCAAAACCAUAUGAUAGGUAA